AUUAUAAAAUUUUAACCAAUUGAUAAAGUCUUCGUCUCGAAGAACUGCUUUGUUUAGAAUUGACUACUUAGAAUCUACAUUUUUUUAAUAAUAUAUAACAAUUGGACAUUAUAUUACAAUGUCUGGGUUCAAAUUCGAAGACAACCUGGAAAACGCCUCAGGUGGUGAAAGUGCCUCCAGUUCUGGCACAGAAGUGACCGAUGGCAUAAAACAGAUUCUGCUGAAGGCCUAUAGUACAUAUGACCAGUUUCCUUACGAUGAUUUUUACAAGCCUUAUUAUAUACCCCAUUUGGACUACAUCGGUGUUAGGUGUACUAAUGAUGAUACAUAUUUGGCUGAAAUCUGGAGAGAUUUUGAAAACAAUGGGAAAACUGUCGAUAUUGAUGAUUCGACGUCGCCAAAUCCGACGACAAAUUUGGCUCAAUCGUCCACACAUUUUUAUGAUAAAUAUUUUGCAAAUGAAAUGCGCAAAAAUUUGUCAAUGAGUGAGCAGCUAACGAUGCCCAAAAAGGAAUGUGUAUUUUGCAAAAACAAUGGCACUCCAGCGCUCAACUACAAGACCCAUUUUGUUAAGGAUCUCGAUGGUAGGGUAACAUGCCCCGUGCUAAGGGCUUGCAUCUGCCCCAUAUGCUCCGCUACAGGGGAUAUGGCGCACACUCCAAAAUAUUGCCCCCUAAAGCAUUACAUGGAAUUCGAUUAUGAGAUUCCUACUUAUUCAAGCUUUCGAGGGGCACCCAGGUCUAACCAAGGACAGAGGUUAAGCUACGCUUCUGCAACUUCAUCUAUGCCAGUUCCUGAAAUUUCAGCAGCUUCGGCUUAUGCAAAAGAAAUCGAAGAUUUGAACAAUAAUUUUGCUUCGCUCUACACUUUUGAUAGAUUUUCAUCGGAAGCAGCUUAUGAGGAAGAAUAA
Messenger RNA from Ctenocephalides felis (cat flea), 910 nucleotides. RefSeq lists its product as uncharacterized. The transcript has 4 exons. Gene Ontology annotation, biological process: negative regulation of translation; oogenesis. The record is from RefSeq and is a predicted model, not a curated record. Gene Ontology annotation, molecular function: mRNA binding; zinc ion binding. The coding region runs from base 119 to 910 and encodes 263 amino acids. NCBI's taxonomy places the organism in Eukaryota, Metazoa, Arthropoda, Insecta, Siphonaptera, Pulicidae. Gene Ontology annotation, cellular component: perinuclear region of cytoplasm.